Molecule: messenger RNA, 2313 nt
Organism: Ceratina calcarata
Lineage: Eukaryota; Metazoa; Arthropoda; Insecta; Hymenoptera; Apidae
Gene: Tpst
Product: tyrosylprotein sulfotransferase
Exons: 7
Coding region: 1-1143 (380 amino acids)
Biological process (GO): peptidyl-tyrosine sulfation
Cellular component (GO): Golgi apparatus
Molecular function (GO): protein-tyrosine sulfotransferase activity
Source: RefSeq, a predicted model, not a curated record
AUGUCGUUCCUGCUCAGCAGAAGCGGUCGCAAAGGGCCCAUCGUUUGUUUCGUCGGGCUUCUCCUCAUCUUCGCCCUCUAUCAAUUAGGCAUAAUCUGCGGCUCGAUGAAGAAUGUCCCCACGGCUAUGAUGGUCGCCAAAGAGAAAUACGUGGUGGGCCCGUUCGAUCACAAGAGGUACACGUACGACCGUUAUAUGCCGUUGAUUUUCAUCGAUGGAGUUCCACGUUCCGGCACAACUCUGAUGCGAGCCAUGCUCGAUGCACAUCCCGAUGUCAGAUGCGGACAAGAGACCAGAGUGAUACCCAGACUAUUGUUGAUGAGGAUGCACUGGUUAAAAACUGAGAGGGAGAAUUUGCGCCUUUCGGAAGCUGGAAUUUCGAAGGAAGUAAUGGACAGCGCUAUAGCAGCGUUCUGCUUGGAGAUAAUAGCACGACACGCGGAGCCUGCGCCUAGGUUGUGCAACAAGGAUCCCCUCACUCUGAAGAUGGGCUCCUACGUUCUCGAUCUCUUUCCAAAUGCCAAGUUUAUCUUCAUGAUCCGCGACGGCCGUGCCACCGUGCAUUCCAUUAUCUCGAGAAAGGUGACUAUAACGGGCUUCGAUCUGUCGUCGUAUCGACAGUCGUUGAUCAAGUGGAACCAUGUGAUCUCAAUAAUGUACGGGCAGUGCAAGGAAAUCGGUUCGGAAAAGUGUAUGAUGGUGCCGUACGAGCAACUGGUGCUGCAUCCGCGCCAGUGGAUGAAGAAAAUUCUAAACUUCUUGGACGUUCCUUGGAACGAAUCUGUGAUGCAUCACGAGGAAUUCAUUAACAAACCGGGUGGCGUGCCACUGAGCAAGGUCGAGAGGUCGUCGGACCAGAUCAUAAAGCCAGUCAAUCUGGAGGCACUCACCAAGUGGGUUGGCCACAUUCCGGAUGACGUGGUCAGAGAGAUGCCUGACAUCGCGCCGAUGCUUUCUGUACUCGGCUAUGAUCCUUAUGCUAAUCCGCCGGUGUACGGAGCGCCGGAUAGGUCGGUUAGCGAAAAUACCAGACGGGUGCUAGCAAAUGGUGAAGUAUGGGCGGCCAAGGCCCGCCAAUUCUCCCUGGGGAAGGUGACCGACUUGACCAAAAAAGACGACGCCACCAAUGCUUCAAACGCGUGACCUCGGAUAGAUUUUUGCCUAGGCACGCGAUUCUUGAACUUGUACAAUUUGUGUAACGUUUAACGGAAGAGCCAAUUUAUAAAAGAUAUUAUCAGAGGACCGCCAAAGAACCGCGACUUUCUCAAUUCGCUUCCUCGAAUCGAAAAUCGCGUUCGUUGUUUUAUUGAGAUAUCGGACCGUAACGUAGUGAACAGGGGAUGCGAGGAUCUGUAUAGUUCAGUGUUGAAUUUGGAUUACGCGUACCGCGUUCGAUUACGAUCCACGGACGUGGCUGUUCUCUUUGUAUAUUUUAACCGGUAGACGAUCAACUUGAACUCGAACGGUAUGCGUAACUGCCCGAUCAUUUUGCAUGAUUCAAUUACUAUCCUUGUCGAUAGGACACGAUCGAAUCUUUGCUGAUCAGGCAAUGCGCGAGUGCUAGACCGAAAUGCCAUGCAAGAGCUUCUAAUCGCUUUCUACUUUAUUCCUUCCUUGUUGCGACCGAUGAGAAUGUUCCAAUUCUCAAAUUUUUAGGUACAAAACAGAUAAGUUUGCUCUAUCGCCAAUGACAGAAAUCCCGACUAUGGAACUGUUGUGUUAAGAGUGUGCUGAAUGUUGUUGGAAAGGAAAUAAAGAAUCUUUGUAUUAUAUUUUAUAUUAUGAUAGGCACAAUUUCUAUUAUAUUGUACGUGGAAAGAUGGAGUACUUAUUUUUCAACGAAACUUGAGUUUUGAUCGGUCACAAGGCAAACGAAACCUUGAAUUCCUCUUUCGCUGUUUCCCUAUCUUUCUUUUUUUUAUAUUUACAGGGUUUCGAAGGUGUAAAUCAUGGAACUGACAUUUUUCCAUUGUAUUAUAUUACGAGCGAGCGUGAUCAUGACAAAAUUACGAGAGAGUUAUAUUUGUAAUGCUGUUGAAACGCGUUGAUAUGCGCCGGAUUUACGACUGCGAAGUUUACCCAACAAAUCAUUCCCCACAAUUUAUUAACGUGAACUAUCCACCAUCGGCAACAACGUGCAGCGAUUGUUGCUGCAAAGUCUAACUAAAAUUGCGAGAGGACCUAACAUUGUCCCUGCCUGUUAUGUUAAUUUUUCUCGCCCGGCACCUGAUACAAAAUGCAACCACUUCGAUGUGACAUUACAUCAUUCGUGUCAACCAUGUUACUCUCUAUCGAAUUAUACAAUUAAAUUAU